Molecule: messenger RNA, 2280 nt
Organism: Peniophora sp. CBMAI 1063
Lineage: Eukaryota; Fungi; Basidiomycota; Agaricomycetes; Russulales; Peniophoraceae
Source: the annotation of a GenBank genome assembly
AUGGCCGAGACACUACUCGCGAUCCUCCUGGCAACCUCCUCCGCCAAAGGCUCCCACCUCGUCACAUUCUGGCCCCCGGAUCCCCAACCAAACCAGCGCCUCGCGCGUCCCCGUCCCGAUGACUUCAUGCAAUACGACAACCCCUGGCGCGCGGCCCACCCGCACGAAGCCGCAGCGCCCACCGCCGCGCCGCGCUGGCAAGCCGACGAGUCCUACCUCUGGCGCCGCCCGCACGCCCGCUCGCGCUCACCCUCCCGCGCCGCGCACCCCAACAUCGUCCACCCGCCCCCCUCAGGCCGCAGCAGCCCCACCAAAGACUCUCACGCGCACUCGCACUCGCACACGCCCUUCGACGUCGACGCCGCCCACGAAGGAUCAGAAGAAGUAUUGGGCUACAGCGCGGCGUACCUCGCGGGCGUCCUCUGUCCCAAGCGCAGCAUGUGCCACCAGAAGUUCGCGCUCAAGGUCGACGAUCUGAUGUUCCUCGGCCAUCCCGUGUGCGCGGAGCCGGGCGGGCAGUGGAGGUUCAAGGAUCGGUCGGCGUCGCGCGGUGCUAGUGCGAGUACGAGUGCGGAUCCGAGGGGAAGGAGGGCAAGGGCGAGGCAGGUUUCGGGCGAUAGUGUAAGGUCGGGUGUUAGUGUUGAUGAUGAGAAGGCUGAGUCGAGUCCGAGCCCGCCGCAGGGGCAGAGCGGAGGGUGGUUGCAGACGUUCCAUGUUGUGUUCGUGCAUGAUCUGCCGGACCCAUCGAGCGCCGCGAGCGGGAACGUGCAGAAGUACUUCGACGCGGUAUACGCGCAGCUCGCCUUUCCACUCACGGCAGUCCUAUAUGCCGCACAAGUUACAUCGAACUUUGUUGAGGCCGAGUGUGAUAGGCUAGAUCGAGGGGAGGCGAGCGAGUUGGCGGGGGCUCUGAAGGAGCUGUAUGAGGCGAUCAAGAGGGUUGAUGUGGCGAGGAUCAGCGUAUCCGGUGCUCCGUUGGAGUUGCAAUUACCUCCUUCUCUGGACGGAAUGAUCAAGAGCGGGCAAGUGGAGGAAGAGGAUGCGGUUGGGGAUGAGCCGGCGGAGGAGGAGGGAGGUGCUAGUGUUGGAUUGCCAGGACUGGCGCCGUGGAAGAGCCUGCUGUUACUGGAUGAUGCCUUUGAGGGGAUGAGGGCGCAGCAUGUGGGCGAAGGAGACGAUGACCAGUUGCUUGCUGAGCAGCUCAUGCGGUUUCUCGAGAUGGCGGACAUUACGCUCUCGUUGGCGGACAUGGCAAGCUUGCUAGAUUGGGACCUCGAUACGCAGAUAUACCCUAUCGUACGCUGGCUCGUACACCACCGGCGUGCCCGCGUGGUCGAUAUCGUCCAUCGCGGGCUCAAGAAUGUCUUCACGCUACCUCUCAAGUUCGACAAACCUCUACGCGAACUCUCCGCAUCAUACCGCACCGCCUUCCCGGACCCUGCUCUCCCGCCCCUUCCCUCACUUCUCUCAACGAUAUCCCAAUCAACGUCUACAACGUUCUUCGCAGCGAUAGUCCAAACGCGCGAUGCACUGCCCAUUUACCGCGAUGUCGUACAGUGGCUUCUACGCAACGAGCUGAUGAUAGCACUGCACCUUCGCGUGAGGGUCGUCGCGACAGCAGCGCUGAAGAAGAAGGUCAAGAAAGAGCGGAGGCGGAGAGGCGGGAGGAGAGUCAGCUGGCAAGAACCGGAAGCCACUGAGGGCGAGGGAGAAGGGAGCGACGCGGUGUUCGCGAGACGCGGGCGGAGAAGGCGACCAGGGGGCGUUGAGGAUGAUGUCGAAGAGGAAGCAGACGGGGACGCAGAGGAUGGAGACGACGAGAAGGAAACGGAUAGCAAAGAGAAGGGUACAAAGUGGCUUGCGCAGAGCCCGGAGGAGAUGCGUGCUCGUCCGCCGAUCUUGGAGGAAGGGUUGGACUUUGAUGAGGAGUUGGACGAGAAGAUGCGCCGGUUCGAGUCUGACGCGGAAGGGCUCGAUGAAGGCGACGGUUCACAGGCGGAAGGCGAGGGAGAUGAUGAGAGCGACGAUGAGGAGGACUGGAGGUACAGCAUCAUCCCUGAUCCGGCGCGUGCAGAUGUGCGCCAAAGAGCGUGGUUGCAGGCGAUGAGUGCGGGCAAAGAGCCAGCGCUCGCUCGUCGGUUCGAUGCUAUCAACCGGUACUUCGACGGACGGUGCGCAGACGACGAGAUCCUAUUUCGAGCAGAGAUCUCGAGGAAGCAGUUGCGGGAGGUGCUGCAUCAUUACGAUGAAUACUUGCAGACGUUCUUGCACCCAUCAUGA